This is a messenger RNA of Acanthamoeba castellanii str. Neff, 3705 nucleotides long. RefSeq names its product Signal transduction histidine kinase. The transcript is spliced from 13 exons. Gene Ontology annotation, molecular function: phosphorelay sensor kinase activity. The record is from RefSeq and is a predicted model, not a curated record. Gene Ontology annotation, biological process: phosphorylation; phosphorelay signal transduction system. Lineage: Eukaryota; Discosea; Longamoebia; Acanthamoebidae. The coding region runs from base 1 to 3705 and encodes 1234 amino acids.
AUGCUACGCGAGGAUGCCCAUCGAUUCGGCCAGCCGGCGAUCGAGUCCCAAUUCGUGCUCGCUGCUGGUCGCGCCGCGCUCACGCCCUUUCGCUGCUUCGUGCUCUUCCACCUCGUUCUCCUCCAGCCUCUUCUCCUCCUACUCGACAUCCUUCUACGCUCUACUUCCUCUAUCGGCACCGAGGUCAGCUGGUGGACGCCGUUGGCCUUCCACGUCGUGGUGAUGCCCGUCGUGCUGGGCACCAGCCUGGCCGUGGCGACCUGGGCACCGACCUGGUGGAUCUGCCGCGCAGACCGCGCCGUGGCCGCCUACUCGCUCGCCGUGCAGGCGCUGACGCUGCUCCAUCUCGCGGCGACCAAUGCCGCCGGUGACCAGCAGCUGCACGAGCUGCUGCUGGUGUGCGCUCUCCCCUUCGUGUGCGCCAUCGCGUUCCAUCUUCCGUGGCGCCGCUCGUGCGCCGUCGGCGGGGUGGUGCUCGGGCUGCAGCUCAUCGUCACACCGCUUCUCGGCCACGACGGCUGGGACACCUGGCUCUCGCGCACCGGCGCCCUCCUUAUCUCCAACCUGCUCCUCUUCUUCGCCGCCCUCUACGCCGAGGCUGCUCGACGCACUCAUUUCCGCCAAAAUCUCGGCCUCCAACGGUUCCAAGAGGGAGCGGAGACUUUCGAUCAGUUCAAGCUGCAGCACGAGCGGCUGCUCAAGAAGGUCGACGGCUUGCGCCAGGCCAAGGACAUGGCCGAGGAGAAGAGCAAGGCCAAGACCCUCUUCCUCGCCAACACCUGCCACGAGCUGCGCACACCGCUGAACGGCGUGAUAGGCAUGAUCGGGGUCCUCAAGAACACGGCCCUUACCCAAGAGCAGAAAGAGUACGUGGAGACGGUCGAAAGCUCGGGCGAGGCCCUGCUCGACCUCGUAAAUGACAUCCUGGACUUCUCCAAGAUUGAAUCGGGGAAGAUCGUGCUGGAGGACAUCGAGUUCGACCUGCGGGCGGUGGUGGAGGAGGUGGGCGAGAUGAUGAGCUUCCGCGCGCACUCCAAGGCGCUCGAGCUCAUCACCUACAUUCCGCACGACCUCCCCACGCGGCUCGUUGGCGACUCGACGCGCCUGCGCCAGGUCCUCAUCAACCUAGUCAGCAACGGCGUCAAGUUCACGGAGAAGGGCCAGGUGGCCAUUCACGCGGGACUUAUCUCGAGCACCGAGUCGCACGCAGUGCUGCGCUUCGAGGUGCGCGACACCGGCAUCGGCAUCAGCGAGAAAAUGGUCCACCAGCUCUUCGAACCAUGGACCCAGGCCAAUCAGUCCACCUUCCGCAAAUACGGCGGCAGUGGUCUGGGCCUGGCCAUCUCGAAGCAGCUGGUGGAGCUGUUCGAGGGCGGAAUCCACAUCCAGAGCGAGGAGGGCAAGGGCUCGUCGUUCAUCUUCACCGCCAAGUUCAAGCGCCAGGCCAUGCGCCCGGCGUCGUCGCGCACCAUCGUCACGCGCGACAUGAUCCGUCAGGUGCGCGGCACGCGAUGCCUCGUCGUCGAGAGCAACCCGAUGUGCGCCGCCUCGGUCAAGGAGGUGCUCCUCAGCCUCGAGUGCAGCGUGAGGACCGUCUCUUCGUGCCGCGAGGCCCUGCGGCUCCUCAACGCUGAGGCCGCCACCAAGGGGGAGCCGCCCGCGGCCGCCGCGGGUGGUGGCGCCAACGUUGUCGGGUCGCCGCCGACCUCAGCCGCCGCCGCUGCCAACUCGGGCGGCCACGAUGUGAUCUUCAUUGACUCGCUGCGCCUGGCCAAGGAGCCGAAGGAGAUGGAGGCCAUGAUGGCCAACCACCGCGAUCGCUACUUCGUACUGAUGACGCGCAUCACCGAGCGCGGGGUGCUACGCAUCAACGCCUCCAACUUCUCGUCGCUGGCCAAGCCCGUCAAGCGCAUCCCGCUGCUCGACUGUCUGGUGGCCUUCAAGGAGCGGGCCAAGGAGCAGCGUCUCAACGGCGGCACAUCAAAGCUCAAGCGCACCACCACGACCGGCACCCACUACAGCUCCAACUCCGCCGGCGCCGACACGGCCGACACGUCGGCCGCCGCGCCGCGCGUCAAGAGCGAGCCAUCGACGCCCACGCUCGGCCACCGGCGAAUGAGCGAGGAGGAGGCCCAGGAGCAGGGCGGCGGGAGCGGCGAGCUGGACGCAUCUGCGGAGGUGGUGACCCCGAGCCCGGGCCUCGAGAGGUCGCUCGCCCUCGGCCGACGAGCCGAUUGCGGUGGCGGCGUGGACGAAGACGGCGUCGAUCUGUACAGCGACGACGGCAGCGGGGGCCAGGCGUCGGCCACGCCUCGGAGCGACAGCGACGGCAGCAAGCGGAAGCGUGAAUGCGAGGGUCCCAUAUCGGUGGCGCGCAUUCUUCACAGCAUCCAGUCCCAGACCGAGACGCUCUCGCCCGAUCACUCCCUCCGCGAAAUCGACGGGGCCUCCUUCCUCAUGGCCGAGGGUAAUCGCCGACUAUCAAUCGGAGCGAGGAUCCUGUUGGUGGAGGACAACAUCACCAACCAAAAGGUGGCCGUGCGCAUGCUCACCCGAUUAGGUCACCGCUGCGACAUCGCCGAAAACGGCUUACAGGCGGUGCACGCGGUGUGUAACAACGACUACCUGCUGGUGCUGAUGGACAUGCGGCUGCCGGGGAUGGACGGCAUCACGGCCACUCAGGAGAUCCGCAAGGCCGAGCGCGAGGGCGGCACCUCGUCGGAGCGGCCGUGCACCAUCGUCGCCAUGACCGCCGACGCCUCGCCCGAGUUCCGGCACAAGGCGCUCCAGUCGGGCAUGCAGGACGUCGUCACCAAGCCGGUCAAGUUCGACGUGCUCAAGGAGGUCCUGGAGAAGUACCUCCCGCGCGAGAACCGAUCGUCGUCGACCUCGUCCAUGCCGUCGCUGCCCACGAGCCUGGCCUCGUCCACGUCGGGCGGCGCCGUGAUGGGCUCCUCCUCAGACGGCGUGCCAUCGCCUUCGUCUCCUUCGCCUCGUGUUGCGCCCAAAAAUUUGCAAAUGGAACAAGCGAGUGCCAAGAAAACGGCCACCACGAAGGUGGGGGAUGCGGACUACAGGGCAGUACUGCACGACAACGCCGCCUCCUUGGAGCUCGAGGUGACCCGAGACCCGAGUGGCGACCUCUACGCCAAUUCCUGGGACGACUCCACCUUCAACCCCGCCACCGUGUUCGCCCAACUCGAGACCAAGAAGUUCACCACCUCCUUCUCCAAGGGGGAGUGUGUGGUCGUGUUGGAGGGCGGAGCCAAACUGAAGCUGCCCCUCGGCAAGACCUUGGACUCCACCGAGAGGCUACUACGCGACUUGCGGCUGAAGGAGGAGGACAGGAAGUGGCGCCGCGUGGGGUCGAUCAAUGAGUACGACGCGCUGGUGGCCAAGUACCCGUUCGACGAGUGGAAGUGGGGCGGCACCUACAACAACCUCAACCCCAUGGCCCUCUCCAUCCUCAAUUGGAACCGCGGCGUUCGGGUCACCUUCAAGCACUUCUACCCCCAGGGGGACGACGGUGGUGCUUUGGUCCUGGGCAAUGCCGUGUGGACUCGCGGCACGGACGACGAUGAAACCAAGAACUGCAAGAACCCCGAUGGCUCACCCGGGUUCUACCACCGGUAUGUCGGCGCGGACCUCAAGCAGCGCGGCUCCAACGGCCUGGGCGGCCUUUGGAUUUGGGUGAAGAGGCACUGA